AUGUCUGUUCAAAAUUUAGAAAAUAAAGUUAUAUUAACUCAUGGUUCCGGCUCUAGCGCAGAAGUUUAUUUAUUUGGAGCGACUGUGACUAGUUGGAAAGUUUCCGGUUUGGAAAGAUUAUUUUUGAGUAAAAAAGCAAUACUUGAUGGAACUAAAGCAAUACGUGGUGGAAUCCCGUUAGUUUUUCCACAAUUUGGAACUGCCAAAAAUCCAAACGAUGCCAGUGCAAAAUUACCACAACACGGUAUCGCACGUAUUUCCACAUGGGAAAUUUUGAGCACGACGAGUGGUACUAGUGUUAGUAAUGGGGAUGAAGAAGUUACUGCGACAUUUGGGCUGACUGAUUCGCAAAUAUCAAAUAAUCUUCGAGAAGCAUGGCCGAAAAAAUUUCAAUUAAUUUAUACCGUUUCAUUGACCGCUCGUACAUUAAAAACGUCGCUCGAAGUGAAAAAUGAGGAUAAUGAACCAUUUAAUUUUCAUGUUCUUUUCCAUACUUAUUUCUCGGUUCCGGACAUUUCAAAAGUAUCCAUACUUGGUCUCUCAAAUCUCACAUACACGGAUAAAGUAUUGAAUGGAACUCGUGCACUUGAAUCUCGCGAGAAAAUAACAAUCGAUCAAGAGGUGGAUCGAGUGUAUGAGAAUGUGGCGAGUGAUGAGAUUGUUGUUGAUUUGCAAGAAGGAAAAGGCAAUUUUCAUGUGAAACCCUCGAAUCUCCGAGAUACAGUCGUGUGGAAUCCAUGGAUCGAUAAAUCACGAGGGAUGUCUGAUUUUGAUGAUGAAGAAUAUAAAUUGAUGGUUUGUGUGGAAACUGGCACAGUGGCUGAUUAUAUUCCUCUAAGUCCGGGGCAUAACUGGCAAGGAAGUCAGAUUUUGUCUGUCGAUAUUUAA
Molecule: messenger RNA, 888 nt
Organism: Ambispora leptoticha
Lineage: Eukaryota; Fungi; Glomeromycota; Glomeromycetes; Archaeosporales; Ambisporaceae
Source: the annotation of a GenBank genome assembly